GGAAUGUUGGUUUGAGUUGGUUCUGUGUAUAUUUUUGUAGUCGUAUUUGUUGUUAACAUGUUGUUAUUUAAUUAAAUGACUGUUCAAGUGAAUUUAUACAUCAAUAAGGAAUGUUUCUAAAUGACUGCUCACAUAGCUAUCUAUCAGUUGUUUUUUGAGUUCGGAAGGUGAUAUCGUGUGUAUGGUUUUCGACGGAUUACUAUUUAGACGGUAUACACGUAGGCGAGAAUGUUAAGUGGAUGAAAUAUCGAACAUCAUAAUCUACCUACAUACACUUUAUUUAUUAUAAAUAUUAUGUUGAAACGAACGAAUCAUCUACAAGCUGCUAAAAUUAGUAACAUAGCUAUAAGAUUGAUAGCGAAAAAAGCAGAAGGAACAAAUCGACACAAGAAAAUCAAUUAUUGCAAAACAAAAUACACAACAGCUAGUGAAUGUUUGGAAGCUAUGUAACUAACCAAAGCUUAGUUCAAUUUUCACCAUGACAUUGCCUUCACGUUAUUAUGGAUUUUGGUAUUGUGCUACCCAAUAUUUAAUAUGUGUUACAAUAUUAAUACAAUUUGUGUUAAGUGUUAAUGGUGCCCAACAAAAAUCAGCUGGGCCUAAAACAUUUUCAAUUUAUUGGAAUAUAAGUACAGAUGCAUUCCGGAUAGACAACACUGAUCAUAUUUUCGAUAUAAAUAAGGGUAAUUCAAAAUUUGAAUACGAUCAAGUCAAUAUUAUAUGUCCCGUAUAUAAUAGUCGUGAAGUAAAAGACGAAGAAACAGAAAAAUAUAUGAUUUAUAAUGUUUCGAAGGAGGAAUACGACACAUGUCGAAUAACAAAUCCAAAUCCACGAGUGAUUGCUGUAUGUGACAAACCAUUUAGGAGAAUGUACUUUACAAUUACAUUUCGACCAUUCUCACCGCAACCAGGAGGUUUAGAAUUUUUACCUGGACAUGAUUAUUAUUUUAUAUCAACAGCAUCCAAAGAUGAUUUACAUCGACGUGUUUCUGGUCGAUGUUUAUCACACAACAUGAAAGUAUUAUUUAAAGUGUGGCAUCCAAUCGAUGAACAACCACCAACAACCACUUCAACACAUGCACCACCACCUCCACCAAUUGUUGUUGGUACAGUACCAUAUCCAUCAUGGCCUUAUUUAACAUCAAACGUACCACAUUAUCCACCGAAUGAAGCCAAUGAGGACGACGAUGAACACUUUAACAUUGCCAGUACAGUACGUUCCACAACCAAAAAAGUGAAACCAUAUGAAAAACAUCCAAAUGAUGUUGAGAAAAGUAGUUUAACACGUAGUAAUAGUUGUUCGCAGAAUCGAAGGUAUCAUAUCGGAAUGUUAUUGACCAUUAUAUUAUUCACAAUUAUAUCGACAUCGUCCAUACUACGGUGAACCUAAGAAUGACGCCUUAUAGUGUAUUAUUUAAGUGUGUGUAAAUGUUUGUGUUCAAAGUGCUCUCUCCUCCCUCUCUGAAACUAAAAACUAAACAACGAUACCAACAGGUUUACAAGAAAACAACAUCUUUUGGGUCAUUGUGUGUAUUGUGUAUAUAUAUAAGAAAUAACGUAUUAUGAUGUGAUGUGAUGACCCAUCUCGUCGCCGUGGUCGUGCCGUUCGUUGUUGUGUGCAUCUCGCGUAUUGUGUGAACAACACAAGUCACAAAACAUUUCUUCGUCUAAUUGUAAUAUAUAAAAAAAAUUGACUUUGUUAAA
Chrysoperla carnea is the source of this 1704-nucleotide messenger RNA. RefSeq names its product ephrin-B2a-like. Gene Ontology annotation, molecular function: ephrin receptor binding. NCBI's taxonomy places the organism in Eukaryota, Metazoa, Arthropoda, Insecta, Neuroptera, Chrysopidae. The transcript is spliced from 5 exons. Gene Ontology annotation, biological process: axon guidance; ephrin receptor signaling pathway. The record is from RefSeq and is a predicted model, not a curated record. Bases 479 to 1384 code for a protein of 301 amino acids. Gene Ontology annotation, cellular component: plasma membrane.